AUGGCUCUCCGGCAAUACAGCAAGUACGGUGUCCAGUCUCAAGCACAGAAUGACACCAUGUGGGAGUUCUUUUCGCAGAAAACCAUCUUCGUCACCGGAGGCACGGGCUUCUUGGGCAGCGCAUUAGUCCUCCGGUUGGUCUCGCAGGCUCGCCCAAAAUGUAUAUAUCUCCUCUGCCGUCGGGCCGUACAAAAAUGGCAAAAGAUCCUCCCCAAGCCCAUGUCCGAGACGCUAAUUUCGUCGGACCUGAUCACCUAUCUGGACGGCGACAUCCAAGAGCCAAAUCUAGCCCUUCCCCCAACCUCGCUUACACUCCUUAAAACAACCACCGAGAUCAUCAUCCACGCCGCCUCAUCCAUCAACCUCGUGGACCCGCUCCACAAACUAUCCCAAAGCAUCAUCGGCGCUACCGAACGGCUUGCCCACUUCGCGCUAUCCUGCCCCCACCUCCACCGCUUCGUGUACAUUUCCUCUGCCUUCGCGAACAGUCAUCUCUACGCGGAAGCCUCCUCCCGGGCCGCCGUCGACAUCUCGGUCCGAGAAACACUAUACCCGCUUCAUCCAUCAUCACCCUCAUCAUCAUCCCCAUCCAUCUCCACAGCAACAAUCUACGAAGAGCUCCAAUCCCGAGGCACAACAACGGAAUACGAGUCCCGGUCUCACGAUUUCCCCUGGCCCUACGCCUAUGCCAAGCACCUCUCGGAACGGGUCCUCCUUCAAGCCUUCAACCAGAACCAUGAUCAAAGCCCAAACCAUAAUCAUACCCAUGAUGCCUUCCCCAACAAACUCCUCAUAAUCCGGCCAUCCAUCUUCGGCCCGGCCCAGAACUUCCCUUACCGAGGCUACAGCGUACCCUUAUCAACACCACUAACCACCAUAGCAACAAUGGUAUCGCUCACCCCCUCAAUUCGGUUCCAGGCCGCGACGCGCGCCAAGAAUCCCGAUACGGAAGUCACCGCGGACGAAGUGCCCGUGGACGUGGUCGUGGAUCGGACGCUGUUUCACCUCGCCUACGGGAGUCAUGGCAUUGUGCACGCCGUCUGCGGUGAAUGCGGCCGGUACGCGUUCAAAGAGCUUUGGGACGAUGGGAUGGCGGUGCGGAAGAUGCCCUGGCGGCUGAGGAUGACUUGGUUGGAUGUGGAUUGGCAUUCUCCGCGGUUGCAUUAUAUCGCGAGGCUUUUUGUGCUUUAUGGCAUGUCUUUUAAUUUCUCCGAGGAGAGGACAGUAGAGCUUUGGGAUCGGGUUCCUGAGGAGCAGAGGCAGGGGUUGAAUAUCUUCAAGGAUUGUAGUAGGGGGUUUGGGUUGCUGGAUAGGAAGGAAGAUAUGCGAGUCUGCGCGAGAGCGCUUAUGAGCUAUUUCGGAUAUCCGAAGUGGAUUGGAUCGUUACUCUAG
Messenger RNA from Aspergillus tubingensis, 1392 nucleotides. RefSeq names its product male sterility domain-containing protein. Bases 1 to 1392 code for a protein of 463 amino acids. The record is from RefSeq and is a predicted model, not a curated record. Gene Ontology annotation, cellular component: peroxisome. NCBI's taxonomy places the organism in Eukaryota, Fungi, Ascomycota, Eurotiomycetes, Eurotiales, Aspergillaceae. Gene Ontology annotation, molecular function: alcohol-forming very long-chain fatty acyl-CoA reductase (NADP+) activity. The transcript has 2 exons. Gene Ontology annotation, biological process: long-chain fatty-acyl-CoA metabolic process.